This is a messenger RNA of Hibiscus syriacus, 518 nucleotides long. RefSeq names its product LOB domain-containing protein 12-like. The transcript has 4 exons. NCBI's taxonomy places the organism in Eukaryota, Viridiplantae, Streptophyta, Magnoliopsida, Malvales, Malvaceae. The record is from RefSeq and is a predicted model, not a curated record. Bases 45 to 518 code for a protein of 157 amino acids.
UCUAAAAAAAUAUUGAACUUUUUUUGGGAGUUGAUCAGUAGAUAAUGGGGGGCUCUUCGCCAUGUGCGUCUUGCAAACUGCUGAGGCGUCGAUGCGCCAAGGACUGCAUCUUUGCUCCUUACUUCCCUUCCGAAGAUCCUCAUAAGUUCGCCAUUGUUCAUAAAGUCUUUGGUGCAAGCAAUGUUAGCAAAAUGUUGCAGGAGCUCCCGAUUGAGCAGAGGGCGGAUGCUGUAAGCAGCUUAGUUUAUGAAGCAAACGCAAGAGUGAGGGACCCGGUGUAUGGAUGCUUAGGUGCCAUAUCCUACCUUCAAAAUCAAGUUUCACACUUACAAAUGCAGCUGGCGGCGGCUCAGACCGAGAUACUUUGCAUUCAGAUGCAGCACGAGUCAACUCAGAUCGAUAUACACCAACCCACUAAUAAUAACUUAGAUACCAUCUCCCGAUACCUUAACUUUUCUUCUUCUACCAAUGUAAUCCAAGGCCCUGUACCUCUCAAGAGAGAGUCUCUUUGGAUUUGA